AUGUCCCAGGCCUUCGGGCUUGAUGACGCCGGAAGGCGCUAUCGAUCACCCGCGCCAGAAGGGGAGGUCGACUUGGACCAGAAGACUCCGGCCGAGUUGAGGCGGCUGUGGAGCAUCAGGCAGAAAUGGUCCAGCACGAAGGGCCGUGGCAUGUGGAAUAACAUCAUCAGGGACUAUCUGGGGCCCGAGGAGGCCGACGCCCUCAGCAAAGACAAGAAGAUUCAGGUCAAGGCUAAGCUGCAGAUGAGAAUUCACAGGGGCGUCUUGAGACACGGCGCUUGGCCGGCGCGCGAAAAAGCCGCACUUCUACGCGCCUAUCUGCGGUGGAAAAAGAAUCGCUAUCACGAGAUCUCCAGGCUCCUCAUGGAGGAGCUUCAUAACGAGGGUUACGCUCCGGCUUACAAGUGGAAGAGUGUCCACGUCGAGGCCGAGCUUGUGAAGGAUGGCCUGGAGCAGAGGCUGCGCGAGACUUCCAACGCGCACAGAACGCGCGUCCAAGUCCCUGCGCGCCAUCACGCCGCCGAGAGCGGCUCCCCGCACACCAUCAUAUUUAAUAUUCGCCACCCCACAUCACAAAGUCAGCAGCAGCAGCAAGCAGCAGUCUACGGCCAGAUGCCCGGGUUCGACGACUGCCACAGCCAGUACUACUGGCAGCAGCCGCAUCAGCCGUAUGAUGUCGGAGGCGGGCACAAGCGCCAGAUGCCAGGCGGAUCUUUGCCCUACGACAUGCUGGUCGAGCCGCUCACUGCGCAACCGCAGUUGCUACUGGCCGACGAACAGCACGAUCAGCUUAUCGACGAGCAUCUGAAGCGGACGCCGCUCGGGACCGGCCCCGAGGACCCGGCGAUGGCCGCGCUGGAGCGCUACAAUGACCAGCACCAGCACCAGUAUGACGACCUCAAGAUGUUCGACGACCCGAGUUUUGAAGAACAGUUUCUCCGCAGCAGGAGCCCGUCGACCUCCUUGCUGCACGUUAAUAACGGCAUUGCCGCCGCGGCGUCCGCGUCCCAACACUCAUCGCGUAGCCCAGCGCGGCCGUGGCUAAGUAGGCGCGCGGCUAGCUGCUGA
Messenger RNA from Diaporthe amygdali, 1068 nucleotides. RefSeq lists its product as uncharacterized. The transcript is spliced from 2 exons. Lineage: Eukaryota; Fungi; Ascomycota; Sordariomycetes; Diaporthales; Diaporthaceae. Bases 1 to 1068 code for a protein of 355 amino acids. The record is from RefSeq and is a predicted model, not a curated record.